Molecule: messenger RNA, 1513 nt
Organism: Jaculus jaculus (lesser Egyptian jerboa)
Lineage: Eukaryota; Metazoa; Chordata; Mammalia; Rodentia; Dipodidae
Gene: Wdr31
Product: WD repeat domain 31
Exons: 12
Coding region: 371-1471 (366 amino acids)
Molecular function (GO): protein binding
Source: RefSeq, a predicted model, not a curated record
GUGACCCUGGGUUUCUGUCUUGGGGGACUGUUCUCCGUGCCCGUGCACGUCAAGAGUCAACGUUAGCGGCUGGCAUAUUGGAUGGGAAGAGGAACCCUGCGAUAGAUUAGGAAGUGGCUGCCUGAACUGUUUUCCAAACAAUGACCAUUACAAAUCUUUGAAUCUGAGAAGAUACUGCUGGCUUAGGGCAUCUCUUUGUUACUGCGGAGUAACCUCCUGACCCUGGUCUGCUGGGCUAGUGAAGCGCUGCAGUGAAAUGGUCUAAACAAGAAUCCAGAAAACAAGGGAGGAUAGAGCUUUUUAGAAUAACCAAGCCACUUCUCUUUGCUGAUGUGGAAUUUAGGGAACACAACUUCCAGCAACUCAAGGAAUGCUACUACUCAGAUGUCAACUGGAACAAUCUACUCAGGAAGUUCCCUGUACACUCUGGGCCGUGAUGGGAAAACUGCAGAGCAAACUCAAAUACAGCACUUACAAGUACAGCAGGCCUGAUGGGAUUAGAGAAGAGAGAAUCCAGACGAAAGCUUUUCAGGACUACAGCCCUGCUCACGUGGAUCCUGUUUCUGUGGUUGCAGCUCUGAACUCAGACAUUUGUGUCUCUGGAGGAAAAGAUAAGACAGUUGUGGCCUAUAAUUGGAAAACUGGAAGUGUGGUGAAAAGGCUCAAAGGACACGAACGUGAAAUCACCAAGAUAGCCUGUAUCCCCAAGUCAAGCCAGUUUUUCAGUGCCUCUCGAGACAGGACAGUUAUGAUGUGGGAUCUACAUGGCUCCUUACAACCCAUGCAGCAGCUUUCUGGCCAUGCCAUGGUCGUCACUGGCUUGGCUGUGAGUCCUGACUCUUCACAGCUGUGUACUGGCUCUCGGGACAACACCCUGCUUCUGUGGGAUGUGGAGACUGGACAGUGUGUGGAAAGAGCAUCUGUCUCCAGGAACCUGGUCACUCACCUGUGCUGGGUUCCCAGAGAGCCAUAUAUACUCCAGGCCUCCGAAGAUAAGACCAUCAGAUUAUGGGACAGUCGGGGGCUACAGGUAGCACAUAUGUUUCCCACAAAGCAGCACAUCCAGACCCAUUGUGAAGUCAGUGUAGAUGGACACAAGUGCAUCUCCUGCAGCAAUGGCUUUGAGGGUGAAGGCUGUGAAGCCACGUUGUGGGACCUAAGGCAAACAAGAAAUAGAAUAUGUGAGUAUAAAGGGCAUUUCCAGACAGUUGCAUCUUGUGUCUUUCUGCCAACAUCCUUGGCCUUGAUACCUGUGAUUGCGACCUCAGCACAUGACUCCAAGGUGAAGAUUUGGAACCAAAAUACUGGAGCCUGCCUUUUCACAUUGUCUCUGGAUGGAUCGGGACCUUUGACCUCCCUGGCUGUUGGUGACAACACUUCCUUGUUAUGUGCAAGUUUCCACAGAGGUGUUCACCUCCUCAGAGUGGACCCAAGCCAAGGGCUGGAACUGCGGGAAGUGGCAACAUUCUGAAGCCAAGAAAUGUUUACUGGACAAUAUCAAACUAUGGCCCCA